AACAUAUAAAUUAUUAUCCAAAAAAAAUAAAAAAUAAAAAUUGCAAUGUUAUAACUUGACGCCAUUGCAAGCCAAAUUAUUCUCUUACGAACACAACUUUCGGUCAAAAAUAUCUCUUUGUAUAAAUGAACAAGCCCAGCUCGACUAAGUUUUCUAUCAUGUACAUGCAAAACCAUUGAUGGGAAAAAUGAACCAACUAAGAGUUAUUUUCUAUACCAUCUUUCUUGCCAAUUUCUUUCUCUGCCCUCAAAUCCUUGAAGCUAAACAUGACGAUUUUCAUCGAUUCCCACCUGGAAAAAUGGUCUUUCCUCCCAACAAACGAUCUGACUCAGACCCUCAACAGGUACAUAUUUCUCUAGUGGGAAAAGACCACAUGAGAGUAUCGUGGAGUACAACGGAACACAAACACACCAAAACAGUAGUAGAAUAUGGGAUAACACCAAAUGAAUAUAAUGCCACGGCCACCGGAGAAUACACAUCGUACAGGUACUUCUUCUAUAGCUCCGGCAAGAUCCACCAUGUUACAAUUGGACCAUUGGAGCCGGCCACAACCUAUUACUACCGGUGCGGCGGUUCCGGCCCGGAGUUCUCCUUCCGAACGCCUCCCGCGGCGUUUCCUCUCCAAUUUGUUGUAGUUGGAGACCUAGGCCAAACGGAAUGGACCUCAUCGACUCUGAAACAUGUAGAGAGCAAAGACUACGACGUGUUGCUACUCCCGGGAGACCUCUCCUACGCCGACACCCAGCAGCCACUUUGGGACUCCUUCGGCCGAUUGGUGGAGCCCUACGCUAGCCGCCGCCCAUGGAUGGUCACCCAAGGCAACCACGAGGUCGAGACCAUCCCCAUCAUCUUCUCCGAACCUUUCAAGGCCUACAACGCCAGGUGGCCCAUGCCCUACCAGCAGAGUGGCUCCAUCUCCAACCUAUACUACUCCUUCGAGGUCGCCGGAGCUCACGUCAUUAUGCUCGGUUCCUACACAGAUUUCGACACCGAUUCCGAUCAGUUCCGGUGGCUGGCCGCCGACCUCGCCGGACUCGAUCGGGAGAAGACGCCGUGGGUGUUCGUGCUGGUGCACGCGCCGUGGUACAACACGAACUUGGCUCACCAAGGGGAAGGGGAGAGUAUGAGGAAAGCUUUGGAGGAGUUGCUUUAUAAGGCUCGUGUUGAUGUCGUUUUCGCUGGUCAUGUUCAUGCCUAUGAGCGUUUUACAAGGAUUUACAACAAAGAAGCUGAGUCGUGUGGUCCGAUGUACGUGACCAUUGGUGACGGAGGGAACAGAGAGGGACUAGCACUAACCCAACCAUGGCAGCCAACCAUUUUCUCUCACAACAAUAGAAGCUCUCUCACACCGGCAAAUGGACGACGUAUCUCCGGUCACCGCCAACGCCAUCUCCGAUUCAUAUUCUUCUUCGCAUUCUUCUUCGUUUUCACGUUAUUCUUCUUCUUCUUCUUCUUCAUCUUCUUUACGUUCUUCUGCGUCUUCUUUGUUGUUUCAGAUCUGUUUUUUCUUUUAUUUUCAGAUCUGGUUUUCUUUUACAAAUCUGGUUUUUUUUUUUCUAAAUCUGUCUAAGUAACCAGUUACUGUCAUGAUUCUGUUUUGUUUUCAGAUUUGAGUUUUUUAUAGACUUAGCUGUAACCAGUUACCUUAUUUAAUUUUCUUCUUCGUGGUUGUUUUUAAAUCUGAUUUUGUUUUUAAGAUUUGGUUUUCUUUAUAAAACUAUCUAACUAACCAGUUACUGUCACGAUUUUAUUUUAUUUUUCAGAUGUGAGUUUUUUUGUGGACCUAGUUGUAACCAUUACUUUAUUUAAUCUCCUUCUUCGUGUGUUAUUUUUAAAUCUGAUUUUAUUUUUCAAAUUUGGUUUUUUUUUAUAAAACUACCUAGGUAACCAGUUACCUUCUUCGAUCUUCUUCUUCUUGGUUAUUUUCAUAUUUGAUUUUUUUUCUUCAGAUGUAGUUUUUUUUUAAAGAUUUGGUUAAGUAACUAGUUACCAAUUAAUUGUUAUUUUGAUAGGGGUAACCAGUUACCACCUUCUUCUUCUUCUACUACUACUUCUCAGAUUAAUUUUUUAUUUUCUAAGGUUUUUUUUCUAGGUUUGGCUGAGUAACUAGUUAUUAAUCAGUUAUUUUAAUAGGGGUAACCGGUUACCUUCUUCUUCUUCUUCUUUACUGGAUGUAUUAUGAUCUGCUUUUUUUUCUUCCAAAUCUGUCAGUAACCAUUUACAAUUCAUUCGAGUACUUGCCAUGAGUACUUGCCAUGAUAGUUAAAAUUGAUAGUAGUAACCGGUUACUGCUACAUUACUAAAAAAUCUAAAUUUAUUUUUAUAAUGGUAAUCAGUUAUUAUUUAAAAUGAAAUUAAAUGGCAUAUAUACAUCUCCAACAAUAAUCCAAAACAUACAUAUGUAUAAUGACAUAACCCAGACAUCAUCAUCAUCACCACAAUUAGUGAAAGUCAUUCUCAUCACCUCAUAUAUAUAAAAUUAAUAUAAUAACAAUAAUAAUACAUCCAUAAUAUAUA
Messenger RNA from Humulus lupulus (European hop), 2517 nucleotides. Its product is annotated as purple acid phosphatase 22-like. Gene Ontology annotation, molecular function: protein binding; metal ion binding; acid phosphatase activity. Bases 179 to 1570 code for a protein of 463 amino acids. The record is from RefSeq and is a predicted model, not a curated record. The transcript has 5 exons. NCBI's taxonomy places the organism in Eukaryota, Viridiplantae, Streptophyta, Magnoliopsida, Rosales, Cannabaceae.